GGUGAUGUUAAGCAGGCAGCGCCAGCCAACACUACACGACCCAAAUAGGGGCGGAGUUUCCAAUGCAAUUAGGCUGAUACAAAUAUUGAUUAAACUUCCAAACGAACACAGAAUUUGAUGAAUUCCUCUUCUAGUAUUCAUUCUUUUUGAUCCAUCAUCAUAUCAUAAAAUGAUUCACCAAUGUAUUUCCAAGCUUCCAUUCUCUCCUUCCCCAUCUUUGCCCACCAGUAGAUCCAAUUCCACAAUCCGCUGUGAAUCGCCCGCCACCAGCAACGAAAUGGUUGUGAAAAGGGACCCACCUUACCCGGAUGGGGUGGGCUUGCAUACGGGCAGAGACCCGAAUGUCAAGAAGCCUGGGUGGCUGAGGCAGAGGGCACCACAGGGGGAGAAGUACGAGGAGGUGAAGGAAUCCCUGUCCAGGCUCAAACUCAACACUGUGUGUGAAGAAGCGCAGUGUCCAAACAUCGGGGAGUGCUGGAAUGGCGGUGGAGACGGGAUUGCUACAGCAACGAUUAUGCUGCUCGGGGACACUUGUACACGGGGAUGUCGAUUUUGUGCUGUCAAGACGAGUAGGAACCCGGCGCCUCCCGAUCCUAUGGAGCCUUACAACACUGCCAAGGCAAUUGCAAGUUGGGGUGUGGAUUAUAUUGUUCUAACCAGUGUUGACCGCGAUGAUUUACCAGAUGGUGGCAGUAGCCAUUUCGCUGAAACGGUCAAAGCCAUUUUUUUGAAUUUUUGUAAUUCAAAAUCUAUUUGAUGCAGUAGUCUCUUCAGUUGAAAAUGGUUAGGUACUGACCUGCCAUUUCCCUUUGAGUCAUUAAAAUCUUGGGUUCAGUUUCAUUGUUAUAAACAUCCACAUUUUGUCAGUGCUACUAUGCUAAGCUAAUUGAUUGCAUGAUACAGGUAUGAACAAAGUUUAUCUGUUCUGAAACAUGCAAAGCUCAGCAAGCAAGGGAUGAUAACAAAAUCAUCUAUUAUGUUGGGACUAGGUGAAACUGAUGAUGAGCUGAAGAAAGCCAUGGCUGAUUUGAGGGCCAGAGAUGUUGACAUUUUGACGCUUGGACAAUAUUUACAGCCAACUCCAUUGCAUCUUACUGUCAAAGAGUAUGUCACACCUGAAAAAUUUGCCUUCUGGAAAGAUUAUGGAGAGUCAAUCGGUUUCCGUUAUGUUGCAAGCGGACCCAUGGUUCGAUCCUCGUAUAGGGCUGGGGAACUUUUUGUCAAGACCAUGGUGAAAGAGAUGUCCAAGAACGCAUCUAAUGUAUCUGCAUAACUCUUAAAAAGAGGAAAUCCCUGCCUAAGCCUGAAACUAAAUGUAAGAAAGUAUCUUAGUCUCCAGCCCGUCCUUCGCUUCUUCCCUCCUAUUCUUCCUUUCUGGCUCUUUAGACAAAAGUUUCUGAACCAUCUGCUCAAGUACUCAUGAAUUCUCUUGGCAAAAUCUUGGCAUUCAAUCUCGAUCAUGGUUACCUGAUGCAACGAGAAGCUUAGCUUCAGUACACGAGCAGAUUGGGAGGCUACUUACAUAGUCUGGUGCUAACACCAAAUAUUUGGUGCUCCUAUAUGUUUGAGAUGAAAAUGAUUACUUAGUUUUGACGAUAUGAUUCCCUAUAUAUUUUUAAAUUUAUUUAUUACAAUUUUAAUGAAACCAAUUCUUUAUCUUUUUUCUCAUGUAAGAUCUUAGGUUUAUGCUUCAAAGCAAACAUGCUGUCCUCUAUGUUUAUGUGGACCAAUUACGGUUAUAUUUUUGUAAAACCUCAAUUAUAAUUUAAGAUUCUUCGUG
This is a messenger RNA of Olea europaea var. sylvestris, 1780 nucleotides long. Its product is annotated as lipoyl synthase, chloroplastic. NCBI's taxonomy places the organism in Eukaryota, Viridiplantae, Streptophyta, Magnoliopsida, Lamiales, Oleaceae. Gene Ontology annotation, biological process: lipoate biosynthetic process. Gene Ontology annotation, cellular component: mitochondrion. Gene Ontology annotation, molecular function: 4 iron, 4 sulfur cluster binding; lipoate synthase activity. The transcript has 5 exons. The record is from RefSeq and is a predicted model, not a curated record.